Chinchilla lanigera (long-tailed chinchilla) is the source of this 3006-nucleotide messenger RNA. RefSeq names its product TatD DNase domain containing 1 (gene Tatdn1). The record is from RefSeq and is a predicted model, not a curated record. Lineage: Eukaryota; Metazoa; Chordata; Mammalia; Rodentia; Chinchillidae. Gene Ontology annotation, cellular component: cytosol. Gene Ontology annotation, molecular function: 3'-5'-DNA exonuclease activity. Bases 75 to 881 code for a protein of 268 amino acids. The transcript has 11 exons.
CAGGACUAAUCCCGGAAGGGCGGGCCGACCGAGGACACGUCUGCUUCCGCCGGGGUGGAGGCGGAGGUGCAGCCAUGAGUCGCUUCAAGUUCGUGGAUAUUGGUAUCAACUUGACAGAUCCUAUGUUCAGAGGAAUUUAUAGAGGGGUUCAGAAGCAUCAAGAUGACUUGCAGGAUGUGAUAGAGAGAGCCGUCCAGAUUGGUGUUAAAAAGUUUAUGAUUACAGGUGGAGAUCUACAAGACAGUAAAGAGGCACUGCAGUUGGCGCAGACAAAAGAUAUGUUUUUCAGCACAGUUGGUUGCCAUCCUACAAGAUGUGGUGAAUUUGAAAAGAAUAAUCCUGAUCUUUACCUGAAUGAGUUGCUAGAUCUUGCUGAAAACAACAAGGGAAAAGUUGUAGCAAUAGGGGAGUGUGGACUCGAUUUUGACCGGCUACAGUUUUGCCCCAAAGAUAUUCAGCUUAAAUAUUUUGAAAAACAAUUUGAACUGUCUGAACAAACAAAAUUACCAAUGUUUCUUCAUUGUCGAAACUCACAUGAUGAAUUUUUGGAUAUAAUGAAGAGAAACAGAGAUCGGUGUGUAGGUGGAGUGGUACACUCAUUUGAUGGUACCAAGGAAGCAGCAGCUGCUUUGACCGACUUGGAUCUUUAUAUAGGGUUUAAUGGUUGGUACGUUGUUAGCUCACUGAAAACUGAGGCAAAUUUGGAAGUUUUGAAGUCAAUACCUAGCGAAAAAUUAAUGAUUGAGACUGAUGCGCCUUGGUGUGGAGUUAAAAGUACACAUGCUGGAUCAAAAUAUAUAAAAACUUCAUUUCCUACCAAGAAGAAAUGGGAAAAUGGGCAUUGUUUAAAAGACAGAAAUGAACCCUGCCAUAUAAUGUAAGUGUUUUUCUUUUAUGGUCUUCAGAAUCGCUGAAGGCAGCCACCAAAUGCCGGUUACUAAAAAAUGAAGUCUAAGGGCAGAACUGAAGUUUUGUGAAAUCCAGAUCUAGUACAGGUCAUUCUGACAAGUGUACACGGAAACAUGUAAUGUGCACACACGCAUACAUUACUAUGAGCUAAAGUUCAAUUGCAGGUCAAAGAUUAUUUCAGCGAUGUUCAGAAGAAUCUGUACCUGAAUUUCUGUAUCUGGACUCCUAGCUUCACAUCCUUUCAACCUAGCAAAUUUAUUGCAGCAGUGAGAAAUCUGAUUUUGGAUUGGUUACCUGUCAUUCUGCAAGAAGGAAAAGAUCCUAUAGCUAUCCAUGCACCCUACCUGACCUAAGUUUAUUCUCAUGUACUUUCUCUUCUAUUUGUAACCAGUUAGCCUUAGCAGACCUUUUGUGAAUGUGUCUGCAGUUUACAUGAUUUCACAACCUGAAUAUAGGAAAUAACACAUUUCUUUAAGCGUAGGAACAAAAUGACAAGUGAUAGGGUUUCCUUUUCUACCCUUGCUCCCAAAAAAGGCAGAACUUUGUAACACAUUCAAAAAAAUUAAUACUGGAUUGUUACCUUUAGACUGCCAAUUUUUCCAAAAUGCAAUUUUUUUUUUUUUUACUAAUUUUUAAUAAUGAAUAUUAGAUAAACCAGGUCUAAAAUUCAGCAGGCAGAAAAAUGGGAGACUUGUCCUAUAAAAAUUAUUUGAGAGGUUUUUUUUUUCCUUAAUUGUUGACUCUGGCAGACUUUGUAAAAUUCAGUGAUUUAAGGUCUAUAGAUUUAGGGAUGUAUUUAGACUCUGGUUAGUAAAAAACAAAUCACUUGUCAUUUUUAUGAAAUACAGAUACUUGCAAAUUUAGUCAGAAGACAGUAUUUCUAAUUAUUUUUUGGAGAUUUAAGAGGACACUAGAAAUGACUGGUAUUUUGCUAGCUGCCAGCCUAGAAGGAGUAGGUGCUAAUAGUGUGUCCAAGUCAGUUUUCUGUACUGUCUUAAUCUUAAGUAAAAUUAUAGCCAUUCACUUAAGUUAUGCUAAUUACUAAUUGGCAAGUUAAUUUCUACUUAAAAGUGUUGUAUUUAUCAACCUCCAUUCUGUUGAGUUUUACAGUCAUUACUAUAUAGAGGUCUUACCUCUCUUUUAGAUUAGAAAUUCAUUGAAAGAGACAUUUUGGAGCUCUUGCCGCACAUCAGGAAAGGUGCAGAUUACUAAGGCUACAAGAAUCAAGACAGUCCCUGUGCUCAUCCACCCGCCACAUGAACAGGUUUCCUGUGCCAGGCACUUGGGGUGAGGCACUCAGAAUUAGACACUGGCCACCUGCACUCCUGAAGCAAACAAACAGAAAACAUAAUAGUCUGAGAUGGCAAAGCUUUUACAGAAUCUGUGUCCAGGAACAGAGACAUGAAAACUGUCUGCCUACAGGAUUAGAAAAGUACUUUACUUAGGUGACAUUUCAGCUGUUUACUAAGGAAGACUGGGAAUCAGGCCAAAGACCUUAAGCAAAGGCCUAUUGCAGAAGACUCGCUGACUCAGGGAAACAAUGAGCUUAGUGUGGCAAAGUAGGGUGCACAGGGUAAUGGAAGGAGAGAAGUCUGGGAAGGCAAAGUGAGGCCAGAUUGUCAGGUCUCCUGUAUGCCAACCUUAGUAGUUUAGAUUUUAUGAGGACCCAAAGGAUUUUAAAUGGGAGAAUGGCAAAAAUAAAGCCCCCGUUCUAACAGGUUAACAGAAGGGACUGGAAAAGAGGUGGGUGGUAGAAUCAUAUAGCUCUUUCCAAGACGUAACUGCCUAGUUUAAGAAUGCCACAUUAAACAGAUGCCAUUCAGUUCUCAGGGACAAUAAACUUCCUUUUUUAUAGAAGUAUAACUAUAGCUUGAGGCUACGUAAGCUAUCUAGGAACAGCCGGGCUGCAAGGGAGAUGUUCAGAGAGUGCCAUAAACUUUAUUAUUGCGCAUACAGAAGCAGAAGGUUCCACUAAGCACUAAAGGACUUAGUAGGAAAUUUGUAAGUCAGGUGUGGGGACACACACCUUUAAUUCCAGCUUGUGGGAGCCUGAGGCAAGAGCUGAAGGCCAGAGUGGGCCACAUGGUGAGUUCAAGG